Messenger RNA from Hippoglossus stenolepis (Pacific halibut), 2938 nucleotides. It is a transcript of the gene syt8, whose product is annotated as synaptotagmin VIII. The transcript is spliced from 9 exons. Lineage: Eukaryota; Metazoa; Chordata; Actinopteri; Pleuronectiformes; Pleuronectidae. The record is from RefSeq and is a predicted model, not a curated record. Gene Ontology annotation, molecular function: phosphatidylserine binding; clathrin binding; calcium ion binding. Gene Ontology annotation, cellular component: synaptic vesicle membrane; dense core granule; axon. Bases 662 to 1942 code for a protein of 426 amino acids. Gene Ontology annotation, biological process: regulation of dopamine secretion; synaptic vesicle endocytosis; calcium ion-regulated exocytosis of neurotransmitter.
UGUCACUCAAUCUUCUGGGAAUCAUGAGCAUCUACUCAAUGACAUUGUAGUCCAUUCAGUGGAGUCCAUUCAGUGGACUACAAUGUCGUGUACUGUUCAGUGUCAGUUUUCUCCUGCAGAUGUUGUGUUGUUGAGGAGAGAGCACCGAGGUCAUCGGCAAACUAUCAGCUAAACUAUCAUGGCCACUUGAUAUGCUGAAAGAAAAGGGAUAAAAAGCAAGAUAUUUAUAUUAUAAUCUAAUUAGAGAUGCUAUAACAGCAGCCGCUGUCUAACCUGUCAAAUUUGACUGCUCCUUCAAUAAUCUUCAUUCAUUCAUUUUCAGUAACUUAUAGCUGUUGCUCUGUCAGAUGACGCACACUGUAUUUGAAUAACUGGUAUUUUAGCAGCAAAGACUCCACCUCUGUUUGAACACUGACUAUGCAGGUUAACUGUGCGUGUGUGUAUCAGUGUGUGUGUUCUGCAGGUGUGGUGGUUGCUGCAGGACGAAACUGACCGACCCCAAGAGCUGAAGAUGGCCCAUUGACGUUCAGCAGCCCAGAAAACCGCUCACGCUCAACAGCCGCCUGAACAAAUGGUGAAGAAAUGAGAUUUAAAUGAAAAGGAAGAAAAGUUUUGGACAGAAAGUCUCUUCGUCUCAUCUCAGCGCCUCAUUCAUUUCAACAUGAACACCAGCCGAACACCAAUACCAACCUCAACUCACCAGAAUGUAUCAGCCACGACAGUGGCUCAUUUUAAGACAGUUCAUCCCAUCACCAUCGUCUCCACCAACUCCACCUACACUAACACCACCCUCGAUCCAGCCCUUGUCGCUGUUAGCAACUUCUUCAAUGACGUGCUGGACAAGAUUCCCUUGCCUCAUUGGGCGAUCUACACCAUCUUUGUGAGCGGCGCUCUGCUGAUUCUGCUCUGCUGUCUGUGCAUCUGCAUAAAGUGCUGCUGCAAAGGCAAGAAGAAGCGAAAACAGAAGAACGAUGAGAAGAUCAACAUGUUGGGGGUGAAUGGGACCUCCACCACAGCUCUGGUUCAGCCAGAUGUGGCGGAUGUGGACUACGGCUCUACCAAAAAGCAGAGAGGGAAGCUGCUCUACUCUCUGGAGUACAACGCCCCUCUGUCUGAGCUCACAGUUGGGAUUAAACAAGCUGACAGCUUGAAGGCCAUGGACGUGGGAGGAAGCUCGGACCCGUACAUCAAAGUCUACAUCUGCCCCGACAAAUCCAUAACCUGUGAGACCAAAGUGUUCAGAAACACGCUGAACCCCAUCUUCAACGAACAGUUCAGCUUCCAGAUAUCCAAGUCCUCCCUCCUGAAGUCGACUGCGGUGAUGAAGGUGUUCGACUUCAAUAGAUUCACCAAACACAACAUCAUUGGUGAGCUCAGGGUGGAGCUCUGCAAUGUCGACUGGAACCACGUCAUCGAGGAGUGGCAGGAUCUCGGCGAACCUGCCAAGUUUGAGGAGGAAGAGCUGGGAGAGAUCUGCUUCUCUCUGCGCUACGUUCCCACUGCUGGCAAACUGAAUGUGGUGAUCCUGGAGGCCAAAAACCUGAAGAGCAUGGACACCGGAGGAUUCUCAGAUCCGUAUGUAAAGGUGCAGCUGGCUCUGGACAAGAGGAAGUGGAAGAAAAAGAAGACGUCCAUUAGAAAGAAGACGCUGAACCCGUAUUACAACGAAUCCUUCACCUUCGACGUGACAUUUCAACAAAUCCAGAGGGUGAACCUGGUCAUCUCUUUGUGGGAUCACGAUGCCGUGUCCCGAAAUGACGCCAUGGGGAAGAUAUUCCUGGGCUGCGACGCCACAGGGAACCAGCUGAGACACUGGGCCGACAUGUUGUCCAACCCGCGGCGGCCAGUCGCUCAGUGGCACAGCCUGCUGUUGGCCAAGCAGGUCAACUCCACGCUGAACCUGAAAAAGAAGAUCCCCCUCCGUGACAAACUGCCCCUCUGAUGGGAAACACACAGGAAAAUCAUUUCCAAUGCACCAAAUGAAGAGAUUUAAAUAUUAUUUCAAGAUUAUCUCUCAAAUUUGAGAUUAUUUUAUCUAUUUCAUUGAUUAUUGAUAUUUUGUAUUGUAAAUGAAAGAUUAACAAUUAUAUUUUAUUAACAAAAAUUUUAUUUUUUCCACUGGAAUGAACUGAAUCGUAACUCUAAAGAAAUCCCAUUCCUUUAACUUUAUAAGACCUUGCUGUAGUUUGAGUUAAAUAUCAUGUCAUCUCAUGUGAUCAUAUAUACGUGUCCGACUCUCAAAACUUCUCAUUGAAGAAUCCAUGAGCUGGGAAUGCUUGAAUUCUGUAGUGAAAGUUUCCAGUCACUAAUCAGACGGUUUCUUCAGAACCAUAGAUGUCUGAAACCCUCGCUGCUGUCCCUGAACAAGCUGAAAUGUGAGCUGAAGUGAAGAUUCUAUGUUGUGGAUUCACAUUGUUCAAGCAAAGAUAGGUUUUAAAUGUUAUUACCAUUGUUUAAGACUCAACAUCUGGACUAACAAGUGGUUGGCUGAUUUAACUGCAGUAUUUGAAGUGCUGGUUGUGAGAGCUGAGAGAGAAAGUAACAGGUACAUUUAAUGAAGGACUGUACUUAAAGGGAUAGUUCACCAAAAAAUGAAAAUUCACUCAUUAUCUACUCACCACUAUGCCGAUGGACGGGUGGGUGAAGUGUUUGAGUCCACAAAACACUCUUGGAGUCUCAGAGGUAAACAGUGUUUCAGCCAAAGUGACCCCUUCUUCAGACGUAAUAAAGGUCCACUCCCGGAAGUGGCGAUGCUAGCGGGCGUAGCCACAUGAAUGCGCACCCCACGUGUGCCCUUGGGCGACAGUGUGUGCAGUGUUCCAAGGGGCCAGACGGUAUGUGAACGCGCCUCCGAGGAGGAUAUCAGAGGACAUUUGGGCAAAAUCUGGGCCAAAACUACAUUUUGGCCAAAGAAAUAAAAACACAAAUGAAAAUGCAA